This is a messenger RNA of Lindgomyces ingoldianus, 2512 nucleotides long. RefSeq lists its product as uncharacterized. NCBI's taxonomy places the organism in Eukaryota, Fungi, Ascomycota, Dothideomycetes, Pleosporales, Lindgomycetaceae. Bases 365 to 2281 code for a protein of 638 amino acids. The record is from RefSeq and is a predicted model, not a curated record. The transcript is spliced from 2 exons.
UUUCAGAAGUUCUCAUUCCUUUAGAUCGGGCUGCUCCUGGUUGAUCGCAGUAGCCAAAAUAUACUGCUAGCCUUGGUCUUCACAUUCCUUCGAACUUCUGCCAGAGUCAUAUCGGAACGAACAACUUCUCCACCGGCUGACAUCCCUCCCAGUCUUGCGGUCCCACCAAGGACAUUGAGUUCCGCUUGAUGACAGCCCUUUGACAUAAGUGUUCCGACUAUCCGCCUGGGCAAAUCGCGGAACUCUUUUGAUCCCUCCGAUCUUCUCGUAUCCCUCAACCAUAUCUUUACUCCCCCUCUUUAUGCAUUUAUAAUCUCGACGAUCAUCAUCCUUUUUGUUUGGAAAGGCUAAGGCUUGACUCGUCAUGUACAAGCCUCUGAAUCCGAGCGUACAGAGCGUUGGAGACAUUACCCACCAGCGUUUGGAAAGCAUAGAACUAAAUCGAUACUCGCCGCCAUCUGGUCCGCCACCGGACUCGUCGAAGCAUCGGGACUCUAAAGCAAAUUUUACUCAACAUGCCCAUCCACCGUCAACGGUCAAGCAUUGGCCGAUGCACUCGCAGCAGGUCGCGACCUUAACGCCUCUCAGAACUUUUAUUAUAGUUUUUGAUGCAAUAUUAGCUUCGGCUCCUAUAAUGUUCAUAGCAUUAGCCAUCAUCGCCGCACGCCUCGAUGGAAGAGAUGUGUCCAGCUACGGUCUGCACCUCCACCAAACACUGCUCUUAUCCCCAACCAUCUUCCCCGUCAUCUUCGCCGCUCUCAUGGGCCGCUGCUUCAAGUACGUUGGCCUCUACCGCGCCGAGCGCGGGAUCUCUCUCGGUCGCCUCGAACAGCUCGUCGGGUGCCAAUCUCUGUUCUCCGCCCUUGAACGCCAAACCGCCUUACGGUCUUGGUCCAUCCUCGGCCUCCUUUUAACCCUGAUAUGGCUAUUAUCCCCUCUAGGUGGUCAAUCCGCUCUUCGACUCCUCGACCAAGAAACCAAAUUCGUGAAAUCAACUGUAACUAUCAACUAUCUCAACCCAACAUCCAUGGGGGACUCUUUUCUCAUGGGUGCUAGUGCUCUAAACACCGGACGUGCUACCUUUACAUCAGUAUUCCUGGCCGCGCUACUGAGUAGUUCCAAGUACCAAGCCACGCCCAUGGAUUUAUGGGGAAAUGUCAAAGUUCCCGCAUACAGCUCCCUCAACGCCAGUUCCUCGGAUUGGAAAGACAUCGACUACUCACACAAUGUAACGUACGCGUCGCUAAUCGGCAUACCCGUAUCUGGCGUGCAAAACGGGGACACUACGAGCAACUACUCGAUGAAAGCAAGACAGUGGGAUAUAACCUGCUCCAGCAAUAAGGAAGUCAGCGAUAGUUCUGCAAACUUUGGUAACGCAACGGCAACAUGGAAGCUGAAUUACACGGAGGGCAGAUGUAAGAGCUAUCCGUGUAAAUUCAACCUCAAGUCCAUCGACAGAACGAGUAACUUCACAGUGGCGGAAUGCCAAAUGACGUACCAAUACCUCGAAACGAGAAUCGGCUGCAACGGGACAUCAUGCCAGACCAACAGCAUGCGCAAGCUCGAUUUACUAGGAGAUGCAUAUACGCAAGAAGCUGACGACUUCACACGCUCAAACAUGAUAACGAACGGAAUGAGUACUCUUCCCACAAUAGAUAACCACGGCGUCGCAUCCGUUAUAGCCCGAGGCUCGACAAAUAUGGAGAAAUGGAUGUAUGAUCCUUGGGACUUCAUCGGGGCUACCUACGACAAUGUUGAUCUGUGGAAACUCUCGCCCGAGCUGCUCGGAGAGCGUCUCACAAUUAUCUGGAAUACAUUCUGGCAGUCGACAUACGCGACUACAGCGCUUGGAGGGAAUCUACCCAAGAACCUCACCUCGCUGAGUGAGAACUUGGGUUCGCCAAACCUAGGCUUUAAUGCUACACAAGCCGCAUUGACUACGGCUUCAACAACCAUCUACAAAACAAACUGGCGCUGGUUCGUCGCUUUGUUGGUCUCCUCCAUCAUUCUACAAAUCGCAGCAUAUGCUGGACUCAUCCUCAAAUACAUCACACUCGCCCCUGAUAUCAUUGGGUACGCUUCGUCGUUGACGUUGCUGAAUCCGUAUAUUCCAACGCCGACCGGGGGCACAACAUUGCAUGGACUGGAGAGAGCGGCGCUGUUGCAUGAUUUGCAGAUCAGGAUUGGAGACGUUUGUGCGGGUGAGCCUGUUGGGGCUAUUGCAGUGGCGAAGGCGGACGCUAGGGUGGCGCGUUUGGAUCGGAGAAGGUGGUAUAUAUGAGAGGUUCUCAAGAGCAAGAUCUGGAGUCUGAAUAGAGCUUGCAGUUAGAUCUUCAUUGGGUAUUGCAUAGCAUAGCAUAGCAUAGCAUUUAUUUCAAGGUUGGAAUACUCCGACCUCAUUGAAGUCUAUCAUAGGGGAAACUCCUACAGCCCUCGUAGAGAGUAAAAAGUCACUCUUCACGAACCCUAAUAAGCCCCUUGAUCCUCCCAUUUGGCACUGGCACGAACCGAU